AGGAAAAGACCAAAAGCAACAACCGUCAACGGGAAACUCUCAUCCCGUGAUAUUCAAAAAGCAGCCCACUUGGUGGUCAACUGUAGAGCCUGGUGGUCAAUCCUUGAGGUCAUGUAUCUUCUUCCUCUCUCCUUCCUUUUUCCUUCAAAAAGCCUUACAGAGAGCCAAGCUGAGAAACGAAUGGAGUCUCCAAGAUUACUUUUCUUCCUUUAUCCCAUUCUCAUACUUCACCUUCUUGCUGUCACCAAUGCUCAGCCAAGGUUUCUCUUCUAUCGGUGUUCAAACGGUGUUGGUAAUUAUACCAAUAACAGCACCUACAAGGCAAACCUCAACACUCUCCUCACCUCCCUCUCUUCAAACAACGAAAUAGAUUAUGGCUUUUACAAUUUCUCCGCAGGCCAAAACUCGGACAAAGUCAACGCAAUCGCGCUUUGCAGAGGAGACGUAAUGCCAACCGCAUGCCGGAGUUGUAUCAAUGACUCUAGGAUUCAACUCACUCGGCUCUGUCCCAACCAGAAGGAGGCAAUAGGAUGGUACGAUAAUUGUAUGCUGCGAUAUUCCAAUGACUCCAUAUUUGGAAAAGCCCAAACUUCGCCCACCUUUACAAUGUGGAACCUUCAAAACGUCUCCAAUGUGGAAGAUUUCAAUCAGGUUCUGGGAAACCUGAUGGCCAGCCUCCGAAGCAAAGCUGCGUCUGGUGAUUGGCGUCGCAAGUUCACAACUGGAGAAGCAAAUGUUACGAGUUUCCAAAGCAUAUAUGGGCUUAUGCAGUGCACUCCUGAUUUGUCCGAGUUGUCUUGCAGUAAUUGCUUAGAGGGCGCUAUCAAUGAAAUUCCAACAUGUUGUAAUAGGCGCAAAGCAGGGAGAGUUGUUAAACCCAGCUGUAAUUUGAGAUACGCAACAUACCAUUUCUAUGAUAUUACAGCAGCUAACGCGCCGCCACCUUCUCCUCCCUCAGCUGAUCUCUCUCCACCGCCUUUAGCUAAUACCACCUCUACACAAGAAACAAGGAGUAACUCAUCCCGAACCAUCAUCCUCAUAAUCGUCCCAUCCGUAAUUAUUUUAAUCAUAAUCCUUGUUGGCUUCAUCUGUUUCUUUUCCAGAAAAAGGAGCUCAAUGGAGAAGCUUGAGACUCAUGAUGAGGAUGAAAUUACAAAUGUUGAAUCCUUGCACUUCGACUUUGACACAAUUAGAGUUGCUACAAAUAACUUCUCUGAUUCUAAUAAGCUAGGACAAGGUGGAUUUGGCCCUGUUUAUAAGGGUAAGCUUUCUAAUGGACAAAACGUUGCUGUGAAGAGAUUGUCUAGUGGUUCAGCACAAGGAGAAUUGGAAUUCAAGAACGAGGUGGUAUUAGUGGCCAAGCUUCAACACAGGAAUUUGGUUAGGCUCCUGGGUUUUUGUUUGGAUGGAGCCGAAAGACUUCUUAUCUAUGAGUUUGUGCCUAAUACAAGUCUCGAUCACUUCAUCUUUGAUCUAAUUAGAUGUGCACAAUUGGAUUGGGAAAGGCGUUACAAAAUCAUAGGAGGCAUUGCUCGAGGGCUUCUAUACCUUCAUGAAGAUUCUCGACUUCGCAUUAUUCAUCGUGAUCUUAAAGCUAGCAACAUUCUCUUAGAUGCAGAAAUGAACCCUAAAAUUUCUGAUUUUGGUAUGGCGAGGUUAUUCUUAGUAGAUCAAACUCAAGGCAGCACUAGUAGAAUUGUGGGAACCUAUGGAUAUAUGGCUCCUGAAUAUGCCAUGCAUGGACACUUCUCUGUUAAGACAGAUGUUUAUAGCUUUGGCGUGUUAGUUUUGGAACUUGUGAGUGGUCAAAGGAAUAACUGUUUUCGUGUCAGUGAAAACAUUGAACAUCUCCUAAGCUAUGCUUGGAAAAAUUGGAGGGAAGGGACAACCACCAACUUGAUAGAUCCGACAAUGAGGAUCAGUUCAAUAAGUGAAAUAAUGAGAUGCAUCCACAUUGGGCUCUUGUGCGUUCAAGAAAACGAAGCUGACAGACCGACCAUGGCUUCUAUUGCUCUCAUGCUUAACAGUUACUCUCUAAGUCUCCCAGUACCUUCACACCCUGCAUUUUUUAUGAAUACUAGCAUGAAUCGGGACAUGUCUUUAGAAUUGGAGGAUAAUUCAAGGGUGGCCCAGUCGAAUUAUUUGCCGAGUAGAUCAUCCCAUUUUUCAGUGAAUGAGGCUUCAAUCACUGAUCCAUAUCCUCGAAAACCAUCACAAGAAGCCAUGGAGAUGAGAAUGGAUUUUCCCAGACUGGUUUUCUUCGCUUAUACCAUUCUCAUACCACACCUUGUUGCUGUAACAGUAGCCCAGCCUGACCUGGUCUACCACAAUUGUUCAGAAAAUGUUGGUACUUACAGCAAUAACAGCACCUACCAGUCAAACCUCAACACCCUUCUCUCUACACUGUUCUCAUACAAAGAAAUCAACUAUGGCUUUUACAAUUUCUCCGUCGGCCAAAGCCCCAACGAGGUUAACGCAAUUGCCCUCUGCAGAGGAGACAUCACACAAGAUAAGUGCCACAGUUGCCUCAACGACUCCAGGCUUCAGCUCCCGCAGCGCUGUCCCUACCAGAAUGAAGCAAUAGGAGGGUAUGAUGAAUGCAUGUUACGAUACUCCAAUCGGUCCAUAUUCAGGACUCUGGAAAUUUUGCCUAGUUUUUAUGUUCCGAACCCGAACAACGUCUCCAAUGAAGAUGUGUUCAAUCAGGCGCUGAAGACCUUGUUGGACAGCCUCCGAAGCAAAGCUGCUUCGGGCAAUUCGCUGCUCAAAUUUGCGACAGGAGAAGCGACUGGCACUGGUGAUAAAAGGAUAUACGGGUUUAUGCAGUGCACUCCUGAUCUAAAUGAGUCGUCUUGCAGCAUUUGUUUAGAAGGGGCUAUUAAUGAUGUUCCAGCAUGUUGCGGUAACAAGGAAGGAGGACGAAUUUUUAAGCCCAGUUGCAGCCUCAGGUUUGAAACAUUCCGUUUCUAUGAUUUUACAGCGGCUAACACGCCUCCACCUGCAACAUGGCCACCUUCCUCACCUUCUCCUUCGGAUAACCUUACCCCACCCUCCCCAGCCAUUGUUACACCUACCAAAGGAAAGAAGAGUAACACAUCCCGGACCCUCAUCCUCAUAGUCGUUCCCACGGUUAUUAUUUCAGUGUUAUUGAUCAGCUUCAUCUGCUUCUUUUUAAAAAAGAGGAGGCCAAGGGGGCAGUUUCUAAGUUUUGAGGGUGAAACUAGAACCCUGGAAUCCUUGCAAUUUCAGUUCAGCACCAUUAGAGUUGCAACAGACAACUUCUCUGAUGCUAAUAAGCUUGGAGAAGGUGGAUUCGGCUCUGUUUACAAGGGUAGGCUUUCCGAUGGGCAAGAAAUAGCUGUUAAGAGGCUGUCUGCUGGUUCUAAACAAGGAGAACUAGAAUUCAAAAAUGAGGUGCUGUUAAUGGCGAAGCUUCAACAUAGAAAUUUGGUUAGGCUACUGGGUUUUUGCUUGGAAAGAUCCGAAAGACUUCUCAUCUAUGAGUUUAUGCCUAACUUAAGCCUCCAUGGCUUCAUAUUUGAUCCAAUUAAGCAGACACAAUUGAAUUGGGAAAAGCGUUACAAAAUCAUAGGAGGCAUCGCUCGAGGGCUUCUUUAUCUUCAUGAAGAUUCUCGACUUCGAAUUAUUCACCGUGAUCUCAAAGCAAGCAACAUUCUAUUAGAUGCAGAGAUGAACCCUAAAAUUUCUGAUUUUGGGAUAGCUAGAUUAUUUGCAGUUGAUCAAACUCAAGAGAAUACAAGUAGAAUUAUGGGAACCUAUGGAUAUAUGGCCCCAGAAUAUGUAUUGCAUGGGAAAUUCUCAGUUAAGUCGGACGUAUAUAGCUUGGGUGUGUUGAUUCUGGAGAUUAUAAGCGGUCAAAAGAAUAAUUGUUUCCAUGUUGGCGAGAACACUGAGUAUCUUCUGACCCACGCCUGGAUUUCUUGGAGGGAAGGAACAGCAAGCAGUAUGAUAGAUCCAACAUUAAGGGAUGGCUCAACAAGCGAAAUAAUGAGAUGUAUCCACAUUGGGUUGCUAUGUGUUCAAGAAAAUGUGGCUGAUCGACCAACAAUGGCUUCAGUAAUGCUCAUGCUAAAUAGCUACUCUCUCAAUCUCCCAAUACCUUCACACCCUGCAUUUUUUUUACGUAGUAACAUUGACCAAAACAUUUCUUCGGGGCUGGAGCAUAAUUCAAGGUCGACUGAUUCUGAUCUUUCCCGAAGUAGUAGUCCUAUUAAUUCUCAAUACAUACGACUUGAAUAACAGAUGGAUGAUGUUGCAUUUUUGAGUUAUAAUCUAAAGACAUGCAUGUUCAUGUUAUAAUUUGUUCUCAGAAAUGAUAGCAUCAAAAUAGAAUUAAAAUUUUA
This is a messenger RNA of Vitis vinifera (wine grape), 4364 nucleotides long. RefSeq lists its product as uncharacterized. Gene Ontology annotation, molecular function: protein kinase activity; ATP binding. Lineage: Eukaryota; Viridiplantae; Streptophyta; Magnoliopsida; Vitales; Vitaceae. Gene Ontology annotation, biological process: protein phosphorylation. The coding region runs from base 112 to 4260 and encodes 1382 amino acids. The transcript has 14 exons. The record is from RefSeq and is a predicted model, not a curated record.